Messenger RNA from Hemicordylus capensis (graceful crag lizard), 3587 nucleotides. RefSeq names its product GIT ArfGAP 1 (gene GIT1). Gene Ontology annotation, molecular function: GTPase activator activity; protein binding. Lineage: Eukaryota; Metazoa; Chordata; Lepidosauria; Squamata; Cordylidae. Gene Ontology annotation, biological process: brain development; regulation of ARF protein signal transduction. Bases 571 to 2913 code for a protein of 780 amino acids. The transcript is spliced from 26 exons. The record is from RefSeq and is a predicted model, not a curated record.
ACAGAGGUCAAAGGAGAGGAGUGCCAGAUACCUGGAUUCCAUGCCUGGCCAGCUUCGUGCCCGACAUUCUAGAUGGAUAUGGAUAUCACAAUCCGGAUGCUCUUGAUUUGUACCGACUGACAGGCGAGCAACUCCCUCCGUGUGCAAAGCGGUUUACUCAAGAGGAAAGCCCAGGGGCCUGGCAAACGGAGGACAAGGCUGAAACCUUCCUACUCAAGCCCUCUGGAAGGGAUGUGUUAAAAUUCCGCCUAAAAAUAACUCUCGCCUGAGAGACCUGAUCACAACAGGCAGGAGAAGGAGGAGAGGAAGGAAAGAGAAUGCCUCUCCAGGGCAAACCAGAGGGGGACAGAGGCUGCACCAAGGUGUCCUAGAGAGGCUCCCGCACAACUGGCAGCGGAAGCUGGCCUGCAGGCAUUUCUUGUCCGGCUUCUGGCAGCGGCAUCUACAGUGUUUUAAUCAAGGUCUGGCAAAAAGGCCCUCCACAGGGAAAGGAAGGUAUGGAGGCUCUCUGGAAUAUUUAUACCUGGGGGAGUUUAGUGGAGCUCUUCAGAAAACGCAUCCUCUGCUUGGAUGAAGGAUUCAGCGAAGCUCAAAAGGCUGCAUGCUUUGACGGCAUCCUACAUAUUGGACCCCGGCUGGGCCUCCAUCAACCGCGGUGUGCUGGUGUGCGAUGAGUGUUGCAGUGUCCACCGCAGCCUGGGGCGCCACAUAUCCAUCGUCAAGCACCUCCGGCACAGCCCGUGGUCCGCCACAUUGCUGCAGAUGGUGCACACGCUUGCCAGCAACGGUGCCAAUUCUAUAUGGGAACACUCGCUGCUUGAUCCAGCCCAGGUCCAGAGCGGGAGGCGCAAGGCCAACCCCCAGGACAAAGUGCACCCCACCAAGUCCGAAUUCAUUCGUGCCAAAUACCAGAUGCUGGCCUUCGUACACAAGCUUCCCUGCCGUGAUGACGAUGGCGUGACUGCCAAGGACCUUAGCAAGCAACUGCACUCAAGUGUCCGGACGGGGAACCUAGAGACCUGUCUGCGCCUGCUCUCUCUGGGGGCCCAGGCCAACUUCUUCCACCCGGAGAAAGGCACCACGCCCUUGCAUGUGGCCGCAAAAGCAGGGCAGAUCCUCCAGGCCGAGCUGCUCGUGGUGUACGGGGCUGACCCCGGAGCCCCCGACGUGAAUGGCCGCACCCCCAUUGACUAUGCCAGGCAGGCCUCCCAGCACGAGCUGGCAGAGCGGCUGGUGGAGUGUCAGUACGAGCUGACGGACAGGCUGGCUUUUUACCUCUGCGGGCGGAAGCCAGACCACAAGAAUGGGCAUUACAUCAUUCCACAGAUGGCGGACAGAGUGCGUCCAAAAUGCAUGUCUCAAAGCCUGGACCUCUCGGAGCUGGCGAAGGCAGCCAAGAAGAAGCUGCAAGCGCUUAGCAACCGCCUCUUUGAGGAGCUUGCCAUGGAUGUUUACGAUGAGGUGGACCGGCGGGAGAAUGACGCAGUCUGGCUUACGACCCAGAACCACAGCACGCUGGUGACGGAGCGCAGCGCGGUGCCUUUCCUGCCAGUAAACCCCGAAUACUCGGCCACGCGCAAUCAGGGGCGGCAGAAACUGGCCCGCUUCAACGCCCGGGAAUUUGCCACCCUCAUCAUCGACAUCUUGAGCGAGGCCAAGCGCCGGCAGCAGGGCAAAGGGUUGGCCAGCCCCACAGAGGCCCUGGACUCUUCCCUGCACGGCCCAAGCGACCUCGACGACCAGCACGAUUACGACAGCGUCGCCUCGGACGAGGACACGGACCAGGAGCCCCUGCGCAGCGCCAACGCCGCCCGCAAUAACCGCGCUCGGAGCAUGGACUCCUCGGACCUCUCCGAUGGGCCCAUCACGCUCCAGGAGUACCUGGAGGUGAAGAAGGCACUGGCCGCCUCCGAAGCCAAGGUCCAGCAACUCAUGAAGGUGAACAACAGCCUGAGCGACGAGUUGCGGCGGCUGCAGAGAGAGAUACACAAGCUGCAGUCGGAGAACCUGCAGAUCCGCCAGCAGGCUGGGCCCGUCCACCCGGUGGUGGCGGCGGCGCCUCCUCCUAGCGAGCGUCCUGACCACAGCCACAUGGCUCCCACGGCCACCGGGGCCCACCGCCGCGACCGCCACGCUGUCUCCAUGUACGAGCCGGGCACCGGUGUGCUCAAACCCUUUGGGCAGCAGCCGAUGGACGACCUGGUGGGCCGUCUGCAGCCCUUCCACCCGGGGGAGGUGGAUGAUGAGAUGCUGUACUCCAUGCACAAUCCGGCCAGUGUGUACAGAAUCCGGAAGGGGGGCUCCAUCUCCUCGAUGCCUUUCCCCCCGUCUUCUCCACUCCUGUCGGGCCCAGCGGAGAGCGGACGCCACAUGUCGGGGAAGCUGGACCGGCACGGCAGUGGCACAGACAGUGACUACGACAACACGCAGGCAGGGGAUCUGCCCCUCAGCAUGGAUGGGAAACGCUUCCUGGACCUCGGCAAGGACGACGACCUGCACCCGGACCCGGAGUCACUAGAAGGGGAUCUGGACCCAGGCCUGCCCAGCACAGAGGAUGUCAUCCUCAAGACGGAGCAGGUCACCAAGAACAUCCAGGAGCUCCUCCGAGCCGCCCAGGAGUUCAAGCACGACAGCAGCUUCGUCCCCUGUUCGGAGAAGAUCCAUGCUGCCGUCACCGAAAUGGCCUCGCUGUUCCCCAAGAAGCCCGCACUGGAGACGGUGCGCAGCUCCCUCCGGCUGCUGAACGCCAGCGCCUACCGGCUGCAGAGCGAGUGCCGCAAGACCGUGCCCCCCGAGCCGGGCGCAGCGGUGGACUACCAGCUCCUGACGCAGCAGGUCAUCCAGUGUGCCUACGACAUUGCCAAGGCCGCCAAGCAGCUGGUCACCAUCACCACCCGGGAGAAGAAGCAGUGAAUCACGGCCCUCCCACCCCCCAACUGGGAUCCUGCAGGCGCCUGGAAGUGUCCUGGGCCCACCCAGCUCCGGCCGUGGGGCUGGCAACGUGGUGCAUCUCGUGACUGUAAAUGAUUGGGGCACAACCUGGGGUGCACGGAGUGGCGUGGGGUGCCUGUGCAGUGGACUCUUGUGUACAUAUUCCCGUCCUGACCCCCAGAGGAGAGGGAGCCCAUCUCAGGCCCUGCUCCUCCUCCUCCCUCCCCAUCCAUAUAUAUAGAGUGUGUGUGGGUGUGGAACUGUAAGUAUGUGCCCCCCCCCGCCCCCACUGCGCAUAUAAGCACCCAAUGUAUUUAUCUCCUGACCCUCCCCCCUGCCUCCUCAAUAGUGUUGACACUGGAAUAGCAACAUCUAGGUGCUGCAGCUAUUGGCACAGGACCCUCCCUGGCACACGCCACCUCUUCCACUCCCCACCUCUACCGAAAGACCCCCAUCUGUUCCUUUGCUGUGGGGCAGGGGUCUGCUUGCUAGCAUUGGCACACACCUUGGCCGUUCAUGGUGGGGCCUUCUCUUCUCACUGCCCCCCAGACUUGUGGAGCUGGGGGCUGCUAACUGGGCUGGGGGCGGUGGCACCUCGGAAGUCUUGUGCGUCCUGUACAUUUGUAUGAAAUAAAGAUGUGAGCAUCCGAGAGCAA